AUGGCUUCCCACGCUGAUUUCAAAGAUCGCCAAUUCCUGGCUGUGAUUGGCGAUGAGGACUCGGUAACAGGCUUACUUCUGGCUGGCAUCGGGCAUGUCACAACCGGCUCCGAUGCACAGAAGAACUUCCUCAUCGUCGACAACAAGACUGAGACGGCUGCGAUCGAAUCUGCGUUUGACCGAUUCACCGAACGAAAAGACAUUGGCAUCGUGUUGAUCAACCAGCAUGUUGCUGAUAAAAUACGGCAUCGAGUGGACACUUACACCGCGGCCUUCCCAACGGUUCUGGAGAUUCCUAGCAAAGACCACCCCUACGACCCAGAGAAAGACAGUGUGCUGAGGCGAGUGCGCCGCUUGUUCGGAGAAUAA
Molecule: messenger RNA, 369 nt
Organism: Clonostachys solani
Lineage: Eukaryota; Fungi; Ascomycota; Sordariomycetes; Hypocreales; Bionectriaceae
Source: the annotation of a GenBank genome assembly